AACGUGUCGUACAGUACAAACCGUUUCACAAGGUAGAAAACGUUCAAGCGAACUGAACACACCUCCUGUUAUAGCGCUUCCUCUGAUAAUUCUGACCAAUGGUAGAAGAACGGAGGCGGGCCCAUUUCAUGUUAGCCAAUGGGGUGAUUCGUUGAUGCUACGUCUCAUAGCAGCUACUUUCAUCCGGAUGAGGGAUUUAAAGUUCACAGCAAUAUCAGAUUACCACUCUUCCACCAGCGAAGAUGUACAGCUAUCAUGGUACCAUCAGAGUGUUGGUGCAGGUUCUUUGGGCCCACCUGCUCUGUGGAUGGACGUUUGGCUCCGAGCUUACGUUUGAGCUUCCAGAUAACGCAAAACAGUGUUUCUAUGAAGAUAUUACCAUUGGCACCAAGUGUACACUUGAGUUCCAGGUUGUCACUGGCGGGCAUUACGAUGUUGACUGUCAUCUAGAGGAUGCAGAUGGUACUGUUCUUUACAAAGAAAUGAAGAAGCAGUAUGACAGCUUUACAUUCACAGCUGCCAAGAACGGAACACAUAAGUUCUGCUUCAGCAAUGAGUUUUCCACCUUCACGCAUAAGACCGUCUACUUCGAUUUCCAAGUUGGAGAGGAUCCCCCACUUUUCCCCAAUGAGAACAGGGUCACUGCUUUAACCCAGAUGGAGUCUGCCUGCGUGUCCAUUCAUGAGGCCCUGAAAUCGGUCAUUGACUAUCAGACACAUUUCCGUCUGCGGGAGGGUCAGGGACGCAGCCGAGCCGAGGACCUCAACACAAGAGUGGCUUUCUGGUCCAUUGGGGAGGCCUUCAUUUUGCUGGUAGUCAGCAUCAGCCAGGUGAUCUUGCUGAGAAGCUUCUUUUCUGACAGGAAGACCACCACCACGCGUGUUGGAUCCUAACAUCCCACAGCAUCUCAUCCCGGUCACCUCCACAAGGGACUUCAGAUCCAACGCCACCAACAACAGUUCAUGGCAGAAUGUUUUUUAUAGAUGCCAUUCAUAAAAUUAGAAUUUAAGGUACGUUCAGGCUUUGAAGUUACUUUUAAACACCCACUGGAUUAUCUAAAUAAAAUCUAGCAAAUAAUGUUGGAAAUGCAACAACGUAUUUAUCAUGUGGGUGCAUAUUGUUAUUGUUUUUUACAACACUGUUUACCAGAAUAAUGUGAACAAACUGGUAGCCUGUCUUGCAGUUCUAAUUUGACACCUACUUGAUACAUUAAGUCGUAGUUGCAGAAUUUAAUUUGAGCACAGUUCUCACUUCCUUAGUAAUGACAAUUCAAACGUGGUUGUUAGAUUCAAGUUGUGAUAUCAAAAGUACUCUGUCUGUUGUAAACAAUUGGUUUGCUUUUAAUGUGAGUCCACUUAACAGGCUUGUGGCAAGCAGAGGUCGUGUUUUGGGUGGAUAGACCUUGACUAGGAGUUUAACCAUCUCUUUAUUGUAACUGGUGCUUUGUUGUUGGUUUAUAUGGUUAAAACAUGAAUAUGAAGCUGGUGUAAGCACAAUUAUUUAAUUUAUUUCAUAUUAGGCAUGUGUGUGGUCAUAUUUUGUUUGCAUACUGUUCAUGAUUGUUUCUGCACAGUCAUCAGCUUGUUGGCAGUCCAAGGAAUUGUUUCCUUAUUUGCAUAGCUUAAUAAACAUUCUGGUAAACCCA
Messenger RNA from Salmo salar (Atlantic salmon), 1645 nucleotides. RefSeq names its product transmembrane emp24 domain-containing protein 7. Lineage: Eukaryota; Metazoa; Chordata; Actinopteri; Salmoniformes; Salmonidae. The record is from RefSeq and is a predicted model, not a curated record.